CAUUUCGACGUUACACAAAUACACGUCCCUGCUCUCAGCAAAACAAUCUGCCGAUGUUAGCGGGUGAAGGCUAAAUAGGUUUCCAGAGGGUAGAGCUGGUUUGAUGCCCGCAGCGCCACAAUGCAGCUCUCUGACUCAGUCACACAUAAGAACGGGCGGCAGAGGAAGCCCGUUGUCCCCCAGGGGGACAUGAGGGACGGGGACAGGGUUCUCAACACUACCCCUGACAUGGAGGUGGAGGGGGAGGCGCUCCACCGAGGAUACGACGCGGAGGACAACGGACAUCCCAGGGUGCGGCCUGGGAUCAGAGGGGAGCUGGGGAACGUAUCUCUGCUGCUCUUCCUUUAUGUCCUCCAGGGCAUCCCUCUGGGCCUGGCCGGGAGCAUCCCGCUCAUCCUGCAGAGUAAGAAUGUCAGCUACAAGGACCAGGCCUUCUUCAGCUUUGUCUUCUGGCCCUUCAGUCUCAAGCUGCUGUGGGCCCCACUGGUGGACGCGCUCUACCUGAGCCGGUUUGGACGCAGGAAGUCGUGGCUGGUGCCCACCCAAUACCUGCUGGGUCUCUUCAUGUUGUACCUGUCGGUUACCGUGGAUACGCUGCUGAAAAGUGACGAGGGGCGGGGCCCCGACGUGGUGACCCUGACGGCGGUGUUCUUCAUGCUGGCCUUUCUGGCAGCCACCCAGGACAUAGCAGUGGAUGGCUGGGCUCUGACCAUGCUGUCUAGGGAGAACGUGGGCUACGCCUCCACCUGUAACUCUGUGGGACAGACGGCUGGCUACUUCCUAGGCAACGUCCUCUUCCUGGCUCUGGAGUCAGCUGACUUCUGCAACAAAUACCUGAGAGCAGAGCCUAAAGAGACUGGCAUCGUUACACUGUCAGAUGCCUGCCGUUGUUCAAGCUUCUGUAGCCUGCUGCUCACUGCUAAGAUAGGUUUCUCUGCAGCAGAUGCAGUGACCGGUCUGAAGCUGGUUGAGGCAGGUGUUCCGAAAGAGCAGCUGGCAUUACUGGCAGUCCCCAUGGUUCCACUGCAGAUACUACUCCCUCUCAUCAUCAGUAAAUACACCGCGGGACCACGACCACUAGACGUCUUCUACAAGGCCUUUCCCUUCAGGUUGUUGAUAGGUCUGGGGUAUGCUGUGUUGGUGUGGUGGACUCCCAGUUUAAAGCAGGAAGGGGGAUUCCCCCUCUACUACUACACUAUAGUACUGUUCAGUAACGAAUGA
Molecule: messenger RNA, 1221 nt
Organism: Oncorhynchus masou masou (cherry salmon)
Lineage: Eukaryota; Metazoa; Chordata; Actinopteri; Salmoniformes; Salmonidae
Product: acetyl-coenzyme A transporter 1-like
Exons: 8
Coding region: 121-1221 (366 amino acids)
Cellular component (GO): membrane
Molecular function (GO): acetyl-CoA transmembrane transporter activity
Source: RefSeq, a predicted model, not a curated record